This is a messenger RNA of Rhizophagus irregularis DAOM 181602=DAOM 197198, 667 nucleotides long. NCBI's taxonomy places the organism in Eukaryota, Fungi, Glomeromycota, Glomeromycetes, Glomerales, Glomeraceae. The record is from RefSeq and is a predicted model, not a curated record.
AAAAAAAAAAAAUUUAACAUAUCUUUUCUACCACCUAGCUAUAUUUCUAAUGCCAGCAAAGUUGAGUACGAUAUGCUACAUUCAUGAUUCAACCCAGAGGUCGAUGAAGGAAUAUAGCAUAAAAGAAAUAACUGUAAUAUCCAGACUGAGCGAUGAAGACCCAACCAAAAUCAUAUAUCUAAAAAUCAAAGUGUUUGUUCCAUUGGAUAAAGAAAUUGAAACACACAUUGAAGAAUUUGAAAAUGGUCAGGUAAUUUACUUGAGAGGUAAAUUUAUUGCCUGCAAUGGAUGGUACAUGGUGAACGCUACAUCCAUUAAACCUAUGGCAAAUCUUGAUUUUAAUGUGAUGCCAGCUGCAGGGAUAAACAUAAUGGUGACGGGUUUGACCACUCAAACUGCUAAAAAUGAUUUUUGGUUAGAGAUGAGACAUAAUUCAAAUAUUAAUUAUUUGGCCAAUAAAACUAAUUCUAUCAAUCAAACAAUGAGGUCAACAAUGGCAAUUUUAGCAGGCCUACUCUAUUAUCAAGAAUCCGUUGUAGAUACUAGUACAACUAUCACCCACCAGGAAGACUCAAGCCAAUCACUAGCGUCUGCAUUACAAGAAAACCCCCUUCCAACCAUGACCCAAAACGAAACCUCUAGUGAAACUUAAAUAAUAACAUUUAUU